Molecule: messenger RNA, 2094 nt
Organism: Monomorium pharaonis (pharaoh ant)
Lineage: Eukaryota; Metazoa; Arthropoda; Insecta; Hymenoptera; Formicidae
Product: thymidylate kinase
Exons: 2
Coding region: 71-697 (208 amino acids)
Biological process (GO): dUDP biosynthetic process; dTDP biosynthetic process; dTTP biosynthetic process
Cellular component (GO): cytoplasm; nucleus; cytosol
Molecular function (GO): dTMP kinase activity; ATP binding
Source: RefSeq, a predicted model, not a curated record
GCAGCAGCUGGGCCAGCUGGGUGAGCUAGGGUCGUCUGACAUUUUCGCGUUUGUGAUGUGACAUACAAACAUGUAUAAACGCGGCGCGUUGAUAGUUUUGGAGGGUUGUGAUCGGGCUGGCAAAUCGACUCAGGUGAAGAUGCUGAUAGAUGCAAUGAACAAUCUACAGAUUCCCGUGAAGGCUCGGGGAUUUCCAAACAGGAAAACUCCAGUUGGAGCUAUCCUAAAUAACUUCUUGUCAAAAGAGAUAAAUCUGCCACCGGAGGCAGCACACUUGCUAUUCUCUGCCAAUCGAUGGGAGUGCAAGGAGGACAUAGAGAAGAUGCUUCUAUCUGGCAUCACACUAGUGAUAGACAGAUACGCAGCCUCUGGCACCGUGUACACAGCAGCCAACACCGGUCGAAGUCUCAACUGGUGUCAGCAGGCUGAUUUUGGUCUACCAAAGCCGGACUGCGUGGUGUUACUCAAGGUGUCUAAGCAGCACCAGAAGCUGCGUAGCGACUGGGGAAAGGAAAGGUUUGAACAUGACGAGUUUCAACAGCGUGUCGAUGCCAAUUACGAAAAAUUGAAAGACAACACUUGGAUUGUUGUAAACGCCGACCAAGAGAAAUCGGCGGUGCAUGCUGAAAUAUUGCAGAAAACACUGUCUAUUAUUCAGGAAGUUCAGCAUCGUAAAAUAAAAUUUCUAGGUGACUGAAAAUGUGAUAACUUUUCUUUUUUUAUGUGUCUACCUCAGUGUCAGAGAACUACUAUAUUAGUAAUUCUAUGAGAUAUUUGCUAUCAACUUUAAUAGAAAGUCGAGAUAUUAAAUCUAAUCUUAUAAUUUUAUAACGUAAUGAAUAAAAGCGAUUCUAUUUUUAUAUCUGAAAAUUUUUAUAUAACUAAGCUUUGUACCUAUACAUCAAUGAAAUUGUAAAUCAUUGUUAAUUGUUAUUUGAUAGAUGCAAUAUGGUUGAUAUAACUAAGAUGUUAAAAUUUAAGAGAAAAAAUAGGUAAAAAUUGAAUACAUAUAAAUAUUUUUAGAUUGCUAAAUAAAUUUGUUUGCCUUAAAGCUGUUUAUUUUAUAAACAUUCACAUAUUGAGUUUUAUAAUAAUAAAAAUUAUUUACUUUCAUUGUUAAUAAAUCCAAGCAUAUUAAGUGAUAUUACGCGGUUUUCCUUGUCUGUUUAUAUAAUUCUACAUUUGUCAUAAUAAGUAAGCGGAAUUUCUUCUUUCCGUUUUUCUUUGAAUAAUAUAAUCUGACUUUUAUCGAGAAAAACGAAAAAAGAACUGGAGGUUGCAGGUGUCUCUCAGAUAAAGUCAGAUGUUAGCGUAGAAAGACGUUCUAUCAUACGUUUGGACUCGAUCUCGUGAAAUAAAGUGCUCGCCAGAUAUUUCCGGAAUCGGAUCGCACACUUUCCGCGCGUAUAUGCACUUAUAUGUGUUCGAGAUACAUAUGUGAGAUACAUUUUGUCCUCGGUGCAUGAUUGAUGCUCCGGCACGUUAGUAUUGUAUCAUAAAUAAACUAACUGUAGAAAAUACAAAAGUACUUAGAAUAUAAAAAUAUGAAUACAAAUACGUGUAACUAUUUAUAAUAAUAUUAAUAGUACAAGUUAGGCAAUGAAAAUGUUUAUAUUACAUGUAUGUACAAGUUUUAUAAUCUCUCGAAAUCUUUGUGUUUACCGUUUUUAUUAAGAAUUGAAAAAUAAGUAAAUAUUGAAAUCCGUAUUGAUAACGCACAAAAAAUUGAAGAUUGCGCAUUGGAAAUGGGAAAUUAAUCAUUCGAACGAAACGGAUUAAAAUUGGAAUUAUCUGAUUGAUCGAAUUCUAAUCUCUUUAAUUCACAAUCUCCUUAAUCCCUCAAUGCGUAGUCUGAUAUAGACUUAAUUUCUCCUGAGAGCGGAACCGAAGACCAAUCGAGUUUUCCCUCUUUAAGAGCUAUAUAACUAUAACUCGCCGCAUUGUUACGGUUAUAACUAUAUAGCUAUCAUUUAUAAAGAUCGAAACUUAAUUAUAGUAACAGUUAAUUCUACUUUUUGGAUCAUAAUCUUAGUUAUAUUGUAUAAACGAAAAGGAAAGGAAAUAAUAAAUAAAAUUCAAGUUUUCAAAUUUCAA